UUUUUGGGGUUGUUGCCCUUCCCUCCACACACACAACACACACAACAGAGAGUGAACAUGGUGAUCAAGGUUUUUAUUGCUACCCAGUCUGGAUCUACUGCAAUCAAGAAGAAACAGCAGGAUGUUAUGGGUUUCCUGGAGGCCAAUAAAAUAGAUUUUAAAGAGAUGGACAUAGCGGCAAACGAGGACAACAGGAUGUGGAUGCGAGAAAACGUCCCGGGGGAAAAGCGCCCACAGAAGGGCAACCCUCUCCCUCCUCAGAUCUUCAACGAUGCCCAGUAUUGUGGGGACUUUGAAGCUUUCUUCAAUGCCAAGGAAGACAAUGGAGUGUAUGGCUUUCUGCAUCUCACACCUCCUCCUGGUUCAAAGGAAGCCAAUCAGGCCGAAAUCCUUCAGAACGGCGAGACUCCAGGAGACCACACUCCAAACGCUGGCCCAGAGCAGCGCUCGUGUGUUCCUGAGGACGCUCAGCUUGAAGAAAAUAUUGAAAUGUUGCAUAAUCACAUUGAGCAGUCGACAGACGUAAAUGAGAACAUUGCGGAGAACGAAGGCCAGACCCUUGUGAACGGCAAAGAUUCUGACCCAACAGGCGAAGCGGAGGAGACUGGGGAGGAGGCUCUCAAAACUGAAGAGGAAGGGGAGCAGCCAGUGACAGAGGAAGCAGACAGUCCAGUAGAACAAGCACCAGUAGAACCUGCCCCGGGAACACUAUGAUCCCCACAACGGAAGAAAAUCAAGCCGCACCUCUCCUCUCCAGACAGCCUUACUUUCCCCUUCGAUGAGCACCCAUUUGGACAGAGGAAGGAACUUUCAUCGCCCAGUGCUCUUGCCAAUCUGAACCAUCAGUUACCACCCCCACCUACCCCUUAAGUUUUGAAUGAUUAGCUGCUGCUCUGAUUACAUUGAACGGAUGUUGUAGAGCACAUUUAGUGCCUUCUUUUUGUUGUUGUUGUUGUUGGUUUUCUGACGCUGAACUUAAAGCUUGGUUCAACUCGCUCUUUAAAGAGCUUCAAUCCUUCCUCCACUUUGGAGCCUUAAAUCAACAUUUUCUCCCAGUGAGUGCGAACAGGCAGACGGGCAGGGAGGGAGCGAGGGAGGGAGAGAGGGAGAGAAAGGGGGUGAACAAAAACAACGCCAAUGAUUUGUGAAACCUUGCCUCAUCUUUCUGAAUGAUGAGUUGCCUUUUAUUUGUGGCUUAUUUCUCUUUUCCUUUUUGCCAAGUCUUUCUUCCAUUGACAAUCGAUCACUGUGAAUGCUGGGAGAUUGUGGUCCCGGUAAAAUUAUGCUAUGAAUUGUUUUUUUUUAAAGAAAAAGCUUAAACAAA
Callorhinchus milii (elephant shark) is the source of this 1324-nucleotide messenger RNA. RefSeq names its product SH3 domain-binding glutamic acid-rich-like protein. The record is from RefSeq and is a predicted model, not a curated record. NCBI's taxonomy places the organism in Eukaryota, Metazoa, Chordata, Chondrichthyes, Chimaeriformes, Callorhinchidae. Gene Ontology annotation, cellular component: cytoplasm. The transcript has 8 exons. Bases 58 to 714 code for a protein of 218 amino acids.